AAGCUAAAGGAAGCUAUCACAAAAAGCCCUUGAGAUUUGAUUCCAUCGUAGAGCUUAAUUUGCUAAAGAUCAUGGAUUCAGCUGAAGCCAGAAAACCCCAUGCAGUGUGUCUUCCAUUCCCAGCACAAGGGCAUGUCAUCCCCAUGAUGAGAUUUGCCAAGCUCCUACACUCAAGGGGCUUCCACAUAACCUUUGUCAACACCGAGUUCAACCACGUGCGACUAAUCCGGUCCAAAGGACCCGACUACAUAAAGAGGCUGCCGGAUUUCCACUUUGAAACUAUACCGGAUGGGUUGCCGCUGUCCGACCAUGAUGCAACACAAGAUGUCCCGGCCCUAUGUGAUUCCACAAGAAAGAAUUGUUUGGCCCCGUUUAAAGAGCUUGUGAUUAAGCUUAACACAACGUCUCAUGUGCCUCAAGUCACUUGCAUUGUUUCGGAUGUUUUUAUGGGUUUUGGUCGUCAAGCUGGAAAAGAACUAGGCAUCCCGGGGGUUGAAUUUUGUGUUGUUGCAGCUUGUGGCUUCAUGGCAGGCUUGACUUUCGAUGAACUCAUCAAAAGAGGCACUAUUCCAUUCAAAGACAAAAGCUUCGAAGAUGACGGCACACUUGACACACUGAUCGAUUGGAUCCCGGGCAUGAAAAACAUGCGACUGAAGGACCUCCCUAGCUUUAUUAGAACUACUGAUACUAAUGACAUCUUCUUCGACUUUACGAGAUCAGAACUGCAAAAUUGCUUGAAUUCUUCUUCGAUCAUCUUCAACACAUUUGAUGAGCUUGAAAGUGAAGUAUUAGAAGCAAUUUCAGCCCUGUUCCCUUGCAUUUACAAUGUGGGUCCCCUUCCCUUAUUAGGUCAACAUGUACCCGAUAGCCAACUCAAGUCCUUAAGUUUAAGCUUAUGGAAAGAAGACUUCAAAUGUCUCCAAUGGCUUGAUAAAAAGGAAUCCAAAUCUGUUGUGUACGUAAACUAUGGUAGCACUACUGUAAUGACCGAACAACAUUUGAAAGAGUUCGCAUGGGGGCUUGCAAAUUGCAAGCACCCAUUUUUGUGGAUAGUUAGGCCGGACAUGAUAUUGGGAGAUUCAGCAAAUUUGCCUGAAGAUUUUUUGGAAGAGACUAAGGAGAGGGGAUUGCUAGCGAGUUGGUGCCCACAAGAACAAGUGUUAGCACACCCAUCAAUAGGUGUUUUCGUAACACAUUGUGGAUGGAACUCUACAUUGGAAAGCAUAUGUUUUGGUGUGCCUGUUAUUUGCUGGCCAUUUUUUGCUGACCAACAAACGAAUUGUCGGUAUGCUUGUACCACCUGGGGGAUUGGGACAGAGGUCAACCAUAAUGUAAAACGUGAUGAGAUUGAAGCAGUUGUUAAAGAAGUGAUGGAAGGAGAUAAGGGGAAGGAAAUGAGGCAAAAGACACUUGAAUGGAAAAAGAAAGCAAUGGUAGCUACUGAUAUUGGAGGUUCAUCUUACAAGAGUUUUGAAAGAUUCAUUGAGGCAUUCCAUGGUCCAUAUAUAUAGCAACUGGAUAGCAUAACUCUGUUAAGCAUAGGUACCAUGGUUAGUUGGUUACCGCUAUAUCUAUGAUAUGUUCUAUCUUCCAUGCAUAACUUGUUAUUAUUUUUAAGACUUAAUUCUAUUGUGUAAUUCUUAGAUGAUCAUCAAAUUAUAUUACUUUCAAGUAAUUAUUAGACUA
Molecule: messenger RNA, 1686 nt
Organism: Corylus avellana
Lineage: Eukaryota; Viridiplantae; Streptophyta; Magnoliopsida; Fagales; Betulaceae
Product: linamarin synthase 2
Molecular function (GO): quercetin 7-O-glucosyltransferase activity; quercetin 3-O-glucosyltransferase activity
Source: RefSeq, a predicted model, not a curated record